AUGGCUGAGCAGAAACAACCAAAUCCUCAUGACGAUAAUUAUGAAGAGAGAACAGUUAAGAAGACUGUUAAUCUAGAUAGAAUCCUAAUAGAGGAGAUCGGGGAAAUUGGUCCAUAUCAGCUGCGGACGUUGGGCCUGUCCGUUAUAGUGGUCAUCUUUGCUGCUUGGGCUGCGAGCGAAUACGUUUUUACGACUGCUCGCAUAAGUACCAGAUGUUUAAUACAAGAAUGCGAAACACAAGAUACGGCUGAGUUCAGACCAUCUUGGGUCUUCAACGCGGUACCCACUAGCAGCAGCUCUUUCGAUAAUUGCCGUCGAUUCGAUGUCAUCAAUGGAACUGGUAGAAGCGAUGUCUGCCCUGCCGACUGGUUUAACCGCGAGAACGUCGUUGACUGCCAAGACUAUGUUUACGAGAAUACUGAUACUGUCGUCUAUGACUACGGGUUAGCGUGUGACGAAUGGCGUCGAACCCUUAUAGGCUCAGUUCGGACCUUUGGUACCCUGACCGCGUUACCGAUUACGGGCUACGUGUCAGACCGGUGGGGACGGCGUACCGCACUCAGUAUUAACGCCUUCAACACCGCUUGGAUGGGUGCAAUCCGGUACUUUGCCGGCACCUACAUAGGUUUCCUCAUCUCGGAAGUUGCAGAGGCUACGUUCGGUUCAGCUGGAUUUUCCUGCUGCUAUAUACUUUUAAUGGAACUUGUCGGUCCGAAGUAUCGAGUCGCCGCUGGUGCGACUAUGAAUACGUUUUUUUCCGUUGGUCAAAUAACAAUGGGCUUCAUUGCUUGGGGAGUUCCUAACUGGCAGAAACUUACCCUUACUUUGUACGUUCCGCAGCUCAUUACCAUAUCGUACUUCUGGAUCAUGUCUGAGUCUGUUCGCUGGUAUAUGAGCAAAGGUCGUUUUGAAGAAGCAGAAAAGGUUUUAAAGGCCGUAGCCCGUGUCAAUAAGAAGACAUUAUCGGAUAAGUCAUUACAACUAUUGAGAGAAAAUGUGAUAGAAGAGGAGAGGAAGAAAGCCAACGUAGAGGCAGAUAAAGCAAGAGAACCAUGGUUGAUAGUACUUGUAUUUAGAUACAAAGCAAUUCUAGCACGAGUACUCGUGUCUCCGAUUUGGUGGAUUACUACCACCUUCAUAUACUACGGGAUGUCAAUCAAUUCGGUGAAUAUGUCUGGGAACCGGUACUUGAACUAUGUGGCGGUGUCCGCGGCCGAGAUACCGGGUUACUGGACUGCAGUGCUUCUGAUGGGCAGGAUUGGGAGGAAACCCGUGCUGGCCGGAGCCUUUUGGAUAUGUGCUGCUUGCCAAAUGGGCUAUAUCUUCAUGCCUGCCGGUUUCUACGGUGUUUCCUUGACGUUGUAUCUGAUCGGAAAGUACAGCAUAGCCAUGGUGAUGACUUCGGUCUACGUUUACACAGCAGAGCUGUACCCUACGAAGUACCGGCAUAGUCUCUUCGCCUUUUCUUCUAUGAUGGGCAGGAUUGGAUCUAUUGUUGCACCACUCACACCUGCGUUCGGUGCUAUUGUUUGGGAUAACCUACCAUUCGCUCUGUUCGGUGGCUUCGCGUUACUGUCAGGACUUUUAGUUCUCAUCACCCCAGAAACCCUGGGCUCCAAGCUCCCGGAUACCAUGGAAGAAGCGUCUUUGAUAGGCGUCAAGAAUAAAAAAGCUGCAGCAUAA
Nymphalis io (European peacock) is the source of this 1683-nucleotide messenger RNA. Its product is annotated as organic cation transporter protein-like. Bases 1 to 1683 code for a protein of 560 amino acids. Gene Ontology annotation, molecular function: transmembrane transporter activity. The record is from RefSeq and is a predicted model, not a curated record. Lineage: Eukaryota; Metazoa; Arthropoda; Insecta; Lepidoptera; Nymphalidae. Gene Ontology annotation, biological process: transmembrane transport. Gene Ontology annotation, cellular component: membrane. The transcript is spliced from 6 exons.